This is a messenger RNA of Sus scrofa (pig), 4645 nucleotides long. It is a transcript of the gene LRRN3, whose product is annotated as leucine rich repeat neuronal 3. Gene Ontology annotation, molecular function: protein binding. Gene Ontology annotation, cellular component: plasma membrane. The record is from RefSeq and is a predicted model, not a curated record. Lineage: Eukaryota; Metazoa; Chordata; Mammalia; Artiodactyla; Suidae.
GGAAUGAUACCCAGGAAAAUAUGCGAGCCUGUUUCAUUUAUUUGUAUCCUAAGCAGCAGUGUCAUAGAACAGACAGGUUGUUUCAGCCAACCAGACGGGAGCAGCUGCGAGUGCUACAUCUUGGCAGUCCGAAGCGAUUGGCUCCUCUCUGGGGAGUGGAGGGUGUUCGGUUAUUAAUGACCGCUGAGCAGGCAGCACCAUGUCAGUGUGACAACUGAUCGGGUGAACGAUGCACCACUAACCACCAUGGAAACCAGGAGAAAUAAAGCCAGCUCUCGGGAUCUCUCUUCACUGGAUUGAGAGCCUCAGCCUGCCUGCCUGCGGACUAAGAGAAAGAGUUCCGGGAAAAAGAAGGAAUCCCAGCUGCAGCCUCCUGCCUCCGUUUGUAAUUUAAAAUACCGAGAUAAGAUUGCUGGCAUGUGUGCGUAUCUAUAGUACACGUUAGUGUAUACUUUAGUACACACACGUAUGCACCUCUUUAUACGCGGGCAAGAACACAACCAUGUGAUUAUCGCAACUAAGGAACUGAGGAGUCCAGCACACGGGGACAGGAAGGUUGUGUAGCACAGAAACGCUUUUGCUGGUGAGCAUCAUGCUGCUAUUCCUGCAAGUACUGAACAAGCAUGGGAUUUGAAUAUUCUCCUCCUAAAUAAAUGAAUUGCUUAAUUUCCUGUGACCAUUUAUACAUACUCCAUCUUCAAAAAGUAUAUCAAAAUUCUAUCAUAAAGGAGCUAGGAACCUUUUUUUCAAUAUGCAUGACAUUUCUGGACAAUGCAAUUGUGGCACUGGCAGUUAUUUCCAUGAAGAGAAACUCGGCAGUUCUAUGGCAUUCGUCAUUUGACAAAUGCAACUAUUUUCCUUAUCAAUCAGCUUUUACUGAUCUUACUAGCAGUGACCGUGGAAUCCUUAAGGGCCCAUUAAAUUUCUGAAGAAGAAAGCUAAGAUGAAGGACCUGCCACUCCAAAUUCAUGUGCUACUUGGCCUAGCUAUCACUACACUAGUACAAGCUGUAGAUAAAAAAGCAGAUUGCCCACAAUUAUGUACAUGUGAAAUCCGGCCCUGGUUUACACCUAGAUCCAUUUAUAUGGAAGCAUCAACAGUGGACUGUAAUGAUUUAGGUCUUUUAAAUUUCCCAGCCAGAUUGCCUGCUGACACACAGAUUCUGCUCUUACAGACUAACAAUAUUGCAAAAAUUGAAUCCUCCAUAGACUUUCCAGUCAACCUUACUGGCCUGGACUUAUCGCAAAACAAUUUAUCUUCAGUCACCAAUAUUAAUAUAAAAAAGAUGCCUCAGCUUCUCUCUGUGUACCUAGAGGAAAACAAACUUACUGAGCUGCCUGAAAAAUGUCUGUCUGGACUGAGCAACUUACAAGAACUCUAUAUUAAUCACAACUUGCUUUCUACAAUUUCACCUGGAGCCUUUAUUGGCCUAGAUAAUCUUCUUCGACUUCAUCUCAAUUCAAAUAGACUGCAGAUGAUCAACAGUAAGUGGUUUGAUGCUCUUCCCAAUCUGGAGAUUCUGAUGAUAGGGGAAAAUCCAAUCAUCCGAAUCAAAGACAUGAACUUUAAGCCUCUUAUCAAUCUUCGCAGCCUGGUUAUAGCUGGUAUAAACCUCACAGAAAUACCAGAUAAUGCCUUGGUUGGACUUGAAAACUUAGAAAGCAUCUCUUUUUAUGACAACAGGCUUAUUAAAGUGCCCCAUGUUGCCCUUCAAAAAGUGGUAAACCUCAAAUUUUUGGAUCUAAAUAAAAAUCCCAUUAAUAGAAUACGGAGGGGUGAUUUUAGCAAUAUGCUACACUUAAAAGAGUUGGGGAUAAAUAAUAUGCCUGAGUUGAUUUCCAUCGACAGUCUUGCUGUGGAUAACUUGCCAGAUUUAAGAAAAAUAGAAGCUACUAACAACCCCAGGUUGUCUUAUAUUCACCCCAAUGCAUUUUUCAGGCUACCCAAGCUGGAAUCACUCAUGCUUAACAGCAAUGCCCUCAGUGCCCUGUACCACGGUACAGUUGAGUCUCUGCCGAACCUCAAGGAAAUCAGCAUUCACAGCAAUCCCAUCAGGUGUGACUGUGUCAUCCGCUGGAUUAAUAUGAACAAAACCAACAUUCGAUUUAUGGAGCCGGAUUCACUGUUUUGUGUGGACCCACCUGAAUUCCAAGGCCAGAAUGUUCGGCAGGUGCAUUUUAGGGAAAUGAUGGAAAUUUGUCUCCCUCUUAUAGCUCCUGAAAGUUUUCCAUCUAAUCUGGAUUUAGAAGCUGGGAGCUAUGUUUCCUUACACUGCAGAGCUACUGCAGAGCCACAGCCUGAAAUCUACUGGGUAACCCCUUCUGGCAAAAAACUCUUGCCUAAUACUCUGACAGACAAGUUCUAUGUCCAUUCUGAAGGCACACUAGAUAUAACUGGCAUCACCCCAACAGAAGGGGGUUUAUAUACCUGCAUAGCAACUAACCUGGUAGGUGCUGACUUGAAGUCUAUUAUGAUCAAGGUGGAUGGCUCUUUUCCCCGGGAUAACAAUGGAUCCUUGAAUAUUAAAAUAAAAGAUGUUCAGGCCCAUUCGGUUCUGGUAUCUUGGAAAGCAAGUUCUAAAAUUCUCAAAUCCAGUGUUAAAUGGACAGCCUUUGUCAAGACUGAAAAUGCCCGUGCUGCCCAAAGUGCUCGAAUACCAUCUGAUGUCAAGGUGUAUAAUCUCACUCAUCUGAACCCAUCAACUGAGUAUAAGAUUUGUAUUGAUAUCCCCACUAUCUAUCAAAAAAGCAGAAAACAGUGUGUAAAUGUCACCACCAAAAGUUUGGACCCUGAUCAAAAAGGAUAUGAAAAGAGUAACACCACAACAUUUAUGGCCUGCCUUGGAGGCUUUCUGGGGAUUAUUGGUGUAAUAUGUCUUUUCAGCUGUCUCUCUCAAGAAAUGAACUGUGAUGGUGGACAUAGCUACGUGAGAAAUUACUUACAGAAACCAACCUUUGCAUUCGGUGAGCUUUAUCCUCCUCUCAUCAACCUCUGGGAAACAGGCAAAGAAAAAGGUACAGGAUUGGAAGUGAAAGCAACUGUUAUAGGUGUGCCAACACAUAUGUCCUAAAAGCAACCAACUAAAUCUACUUCAAAGAAAAACUCAAAACUGUGGAACUUUUUUAAAGAAGGCAGAGAAAUUUUACUUUCUAGAAAGAAGUUCAAGCUUCAUCAGUGCUGCUCCUGACCAAUGGACAUAUGUACAAGUUCAGCAUUUUAAUUAACUGGCUUCAAAGGGUACUGUGGCAACCAAAUAAAAUAAUUCCAUUUUCUAGAACUUUCAUGUAACUUUUAUGUCUGGACUACCGUUAAAGUGGACAAAAACAUUUCUGUAUUUUUUUUAAGUAUAUAAGAGUAGUUGAACUGAGCAAUACCUCCUCCUGUGUUGUAUUACACAUAUUAGCCACGAGUUUUUUGCAGUGACCAGAUAAACUUGAAUUGACACGUGGUGUAAUAAAAAUGGACAAAUUCUGUAGAGUAGACACAGUGAGUAUGUGGACCUCUUUUAUAAGGAAAAAUACAUUUUGGAUUAAAAUUAAUUGCUUUUGUCUUGUUUUUGUUUCUAAAUAAAGAAUAAUUUCUGGGAAAUACCAUCUGAUCAGAUAUCAUUUAAAUUACAAUAUUUUCAGAAAGUGUUUUUCUAUAAUGAAAUUUGAAACAUCAAGAGUAAGACAUUUUUACUGGGUGAUGCAACAAUGUUUUUAUAAUGCACAAAAAUGGAUUUUAGAAGGCACUUUAUCAAUUUUGAAAGGCAGUAAUAUUGUACUUAACCCUUUAUUGACAGAAAGAAAUCCUCUAGGGAAUGAUAUAUAUUCACUUACAGAUUUUCUUAACAAGCAGCUUUUGCGGUGGAUUUCAUUAUUAAGUCCACAUAAUGUAAAUCCAAUAUCUAAGGAACUGCAAGUCUUAUUUUAAUAAUCGGUAGUAGACCAACAUCAGGCUGCUUGCUUUUCAGGAAACACUGCCAAAUUUCAAUAGGACAAAUGAUCUAGGUAUAAUUUUCAAAUCUUGCUGUGACUGUAAAUACUUAAUGAGCUUCACUACUAACAAGCAAAUAAUCUAAUAAUUUUCUAUGUUGCAAAUGCAGCUCAGAAAGAACAUGUUCUACAUGACUCCCAAAGAAAGAGGUUUAUAUGCUCGCAUAGCAACUGACCUAGUCAAAACUGACUUAAAGACUGCUAUGAUCACAGUGGAUGGUUCUUUCCUCAGGACAACAACGGAUUUUAGUAUUUUUGGAGAUGAGGGUUUUCCCAAGGCUUGGAUUUUUAAAUUUUAAGAUACAAUAAUUCAUAGUAGAAGUUCCAGAAUUCAACAGAAAUUUAAGAAGACAGCUUUGCUAAUGAAAGAGAAACUUCUGAGACUAAUUUAGAAUAAAAGAAAAAAAAUAAUUGAUUUCUCUAUGACUACUUUUCAGGCACCUAAAGGACAGAGCUCAAAAAAGUUGAGAAUCAUUUAACAGAAGUGCUAAUAACAUUAUGAAUUAUUUUAGACUCUUAAAAAAAUGCAAGAAUUUUACCUGAAAAAAAAAAAAAACAACCAAGAUUUGUUUAGGGCUUCAGUCAUAUUUAAAACAAAACUUCAUAGCCCUGCAAAACAAAUGUAUUUGUGUACAAGAAAACAUCCUGACACAGUUUAAAAAAAAAAA